UGGGGAUGAUGGGAAUUGUAGUCCAGCAGCAUCGGCGCCUUCCCCGGACCCCUGCUCUAGAUAAGGUGGGAGCCAGCACCAUUGCAAAACUGACUUGAAAGGAGUGUUGGGGCUUCUGGCAAGCUUUGCAAGGAGAGUGAGGAAGAGCCUCCUUGCAAAGCUUGGAUGGGGCAGAUCAGCCCCAGGGCAAAUCCACCCACACCGGCUAUCCUGCUGCCACAAAUACUUAGAUGAUUGUCUUAGCAAAGAGUUUUCAAAGUGUUUUAGUUAUUUUAUUUUGCUUGUUUAGCUCCUUAUAAUGCUGCUCUGUGUAUAAACCUCUGGGCAGUUUACAAUUUUAAAACAAAAAACAGUUAAAACAUUAAAUCAAUUAUAAAAUAGUUAAAACAUAUUUGCUUGUUAAAAAUUAAUUGCAAUAGUUGCAAAUGGCUUUGAAGUUUAAACUUAAGAACUAAGCCUGGUUCUGCAGGUCGGUUUUCAGUUUUCCUGUAAAAGCAUGCAGAAGCCCAGCAGCCUUUCAAAAGUGACUCUUGCAAGCAUUCAAAGUGGUGCAGUGUGUGGGGAGGAGGGAAGAUUGCCAGCAGCCUCCUGCUUCUUUCAGCCUUUCGCGGGCAAGUUAAGUAAGGCUCUCCAUGCAAAGCUUGCAAGGGUUAGUUCACUCCCAAAGAGCUGCUCUUGUGGUUGUAGCGGGAGUGGGCAUCCUGGGAGGAAUGGGGACAUUUAAGAACAUAGGAAGCAGCCACAUACAGAGUCAGACCCCUGGUCUGUCUCGCUCAGUAUUGUCUAGCCAGACUGGCAGCAGCUUCUCCAAGGUUGCAGGCAGGAAUCUCUCUCAGGCCCACCCAAAUGCAAACCAGGGUGCACCCUGCUUAGCAAAGGGGACAAUUCAUGCUUGCUACCAUAAGACCAGCUCUCCUCCCACUGCACGCCCAAAGUUGUUGCAACUUUGAGCAGGGCCUUUUUGCCCAGUUAGCAGGUUAGCUAACAAGUUAAUAAGUUAGCAAGUUAUUUAUGUAUUACUUUGUUAAAUCCUGCCCUCGGGAAUUCAAGGUUGUGUCCAUGUCUCCUUACAACAACCCUGUGAGGUAGGUUAGUCCAAGAGAGUCAUUGGCUGAAGGGCCAGUCAAGUGCUUGGUUGAGGGAAUGAGCAACACGUGCUUGACAGUCAUCACGUUCUUGCAAAAUGGCAUAUAUCCACAGUAGUAGUAGUAGUAGUAGUAGUAGUGAAUGAUUGGGGUUACAGAUUCAAAAUUGUUGGCGCAAAAGACAACGCAGAAGGAGAGGCUUGCUUGGAAAAGCUGCUGCAGGUCCAAAUAUCACAAUGAAGAUGGUGCCAAAAAUGCUCUCCCCUCUGGUUAAGGAAUGGGCUCCACAAGCAUUUGUGAUUUCAUUUAAGCUGGAAACCGACCCUUCCAUCCUGGUCAGCAAAGCACGGCAGGCCUUGGAGAAAUACCACCACCAAGUGGUGAUUGCCAAUGUGCUCGACUCCCGAAGAACCUCCGUGAUCGUGGUCACCAAGGAGUCUGAGACCCAGUUGUCACUUUCUGAGGACGAAGUGGCCCGAGGAGUAGAGAUCGAGGAGAAGAUUGUGAGCCACCUGGAGUCUCGGCACACGGCUUUUAUGGAGAAAUGAUCCCCGAUGAGGGGGAAGCUGCUCUGAAUCCUCCAAUAAGAAUCGACUUUAAUAGCGGGUGGGGGAGUGGGAAGUGUCCUCCGUUACUGGUAAACGGAGGCAACUCAGCUACGACUUUGUAUAGGAUCAAAAGGGUGAAAUUCUCGACAUAAUUUUACUUUAUUUUUUUGCACACCUUUUUUUGCACACCUUUGUAAGUUUGCUGCUCAUUGUGGGGGAAAUACGUAUGUAUAUAAAUAAUAGGAACAUUCCAAAGCCA
Hemicordylus capensis (graceful crag lizard) is the source of this 1892-nucleotide messenger RNA. RefSeq names its product phosphopantothenoylcysteine synthetase (gene PPCS). The record is from RefSeq and is a predicted model, not a curated record. Gene Ontology annotation, biological process: coenzyme A biosynthetic process. Gene Ontology annotation, molecular function: phosphopantothenate--cysteine ligase activity. The transcript has 2 exons. Gene Ontology annotation, cellular component: nucleus; cytoplasm. Lineage: Eukaryota; Metazoa; Chordata; Lepidosauria; Squamata; Cordylidae. The coding region runs from base 1322 to 1633 and encodes 103 amino acids.